UGCCUGGGCUCUGAUUGUAGAGCCUGGCAGCCACCUGGUGUUUACAACUGAAGUCGGCUGCAUGCAGCACUCCUUGGAGCUAUCUCUACCCUAACGGGGAAAUGAGACAAAAAUAAUUGAAGGGUAUUUGGCUUGGUUAAGUGGGCAGAAGUGUCCUCAUCAAAACAACUUUGAAGACCUGCUUUGUGUGUGGGUGCGAGUGGGUGUGUGGCCCUUAACUUGUUCACAAGGGACAACAACAAGGAAUUAACCAAGCUUUCUCAUUGAGAGUGAUCAUCCAGGCAAACCCUCUAUUUUAGUUACUCAUACGACACUGUUGCAGCUUCAGGUUGGACAGACCUGUUUUGGAGUCCCUUGACUGCUUUCUGGACACCCUCACUGAGCCAGUCGGUGGAAGUGAAGGAUGAGUGAUUUUGAAGAAUGGAUUUCUGGGACGUAUAGAAAAAUGGAAGAAGGUCCUCUCCCUUUGUUGACUUUUGCUACAGCUCCCUACCACGAUCAGAAACCAGGAACAAGUGGAUUACGGAAGAAAACCUAUUAUUUUGAGGAAAAGCCAUGCUAUCUGGAGAAUUUCAUUCAGAGUAUAUUCUUUUCCAUAGACCUAAAAGAUCGCCAGGGAUCAUCACUGGUGGUUGGUGGAGAUGGGCGGUAUUUUAAUAAAUCAGCCAUAGAAACGAUAGUGCAGAUGGCAGCUGCCAAUGGGAUUGGUCGCUUGGUUAUUGGACAGAAUGGAAUCCUCUCCACCCCUGCUGUAUCCUGCAUCAUUAGAAAAAUCAAAGCCAUUGGUGGGAUCAUUCUGACAGCCAGCCACAACCCAGGGGGCCCCAAUGGAGAUUUUGGAAUCAAAUUCAAUAUUUCUAAUGGAGGUCCUGCUCCAGAAGCAAUAACUGAUAAAAUUUUCCAAAUCAGCAAGACAAUUGAAGAAUAUGCAAUUUGCCCUGACCUGAAAGUAGACCUUGGUGUUCUCGGAAAGCAGCAGUUUGACUUGGAAAAUAAGUUCAAACCCUUCACAGUGGAAAUUGUGGAUUCGGUGGAAGCAUAUGCUACAAUGCUGAGAAACAUCUUUGAUUUCAGUGCACUGAAAGAACUACUUUCUGGGCCAAACCGACUGAAGAUCCGUAUUGAUGCUAUGCAUGGAGUUGUGGGACCGUAUGUAAAGAAGAUCCUCUGUGAAGAACUCGGUGCCCCUGCAAACUCAGCAGUUAACUGCGUUCCUCUGGAGGACUUUGGAGGCCACCACCCUGACCCCAACCUCACCUAUGCAGCUGACCUGGUGGAGACCAUGAAGUCAGGAGAGCAUGAUUUUGGGGCUGCCUUUGAUGGAGAUGGGGAUCGAAACAUGAUUCUGGGCAAGCAUGGGUUCUUUGUGAACCCUUCAGACUCUGUGGCUGUCAUUGCUGCCAACAUCUUCAGCAUUCCGUAUUUCCAGCAGACCGGGGUCCGUGGCUUUGCACGGAGCAUGCCCACGAGUGGUGCCCUGGACCGGGUGGCUAAUGCUACAAAGAUCGCUUUGUAUGAGACCCCAACUGGCUGGAAGUUUUUUGGGAAUUUGAUGGAUGCGAGCAAACUGUCCCUUUGUGGGGAGGAGAGCUUCGGGACUGGUUCUGACCACAUCCGUGAGAAAGAUGGACUGUGGGCUGUCCUUGCCUGGCUCUCCAUCCUAGCCACCCGCAAGCAGAGUGUGGAGGACAUUCUCAAAGAUCAUUGGCAAAAGUAUGGCCGGAAUUUCUUCACCAGGUAUGAUUACGAGGAGGUGGAAGCUGAGGGUGCAAACAAAAUGAUGAAGGACUUGGAGGCCCUGAUGUUUGAUCGCUCCUUUGUGGGGAAGCAGUUCUCAGCAAAUGACAAAGUUUACACCGUGGAGAAGGCCGAUAACUUUGAAUACAGCGACCCCGUGGAUGGAAGCAUUUCAAGAAAUCAGGGCUUGCGGCUCAUUUUCACAGAUGGUUCUCGAAUCAUCUUCCGACUGAGCGGCACUGGGAGUGCAGGGGCCACCAUUCGGCUGUACAUUGAUAGCUAUGAGAAGGAUGUUGCUAAGAUUAACCAGGACCCUCAGGUCAUGUUGGCCCCCCUUAUUUCCAUUGCUCUCAAAGUGUCCCAGCUGCAGGAGAGGACGGGACGCAGUGCACCCACCGUCAUCACCUAAGAAGACAGGCCAGAUGUGGUACGUCCCUCCACCCCCAGACCCAUCCAAGUCAUCUGAUUGAAGAGCAUGACAGAAACAAAAUGUAUUCACCAAGCUUUUUAGGAUUUGACUUUUCCACUAACCAGUUGACGAGCAGUGCAUUUGCAAGGCACUGCCAAAGAAGAUGCCCUUGGGAGCUAUGAGGGAAAGAGGACCUGCUGGCUUAGAUCAAUCUCAAUUCCUUUUCAUGCCCUUCUGCAUUGCUGCUGUGUGGGUAUUUGUCUCCUUAGCAUCAGGUACAGUUUACACUACAAUGUAAGGUGCAGAUGGAGCAUCAGCAGCGAGCAAGGCCAUUCUUCAUCCUUAGGAUGUGGCAAUGAAAUGACGGUGCAAAUUCCUUUCUCUUUCGUGAAUCUUUCCCCCCAUUUCCUGUUUACAUGUAACCCAACAAAAUGCAAUUUCUGGUGCCUUCUGUCCAAUCAGUUUUUUCCUCUGAGUGAGACGUACUUGGCUACAGAUUUCUGCCUUGUUUUGCGACAUUGUCCCAUUCGCACAGAUAUUUUGGGAUAAUAAAGGAAAAUAAGCUACAA
Molecule: messenger RNA, 2715 nt
Organism: Macaca mulatta (Rhesus monkey)
Lineage: Eukaryota; Metazoa; Chordata; Mammalia; Primates; Cercopithecidae
Gene: PGM1
Product: phosphoglucomutase 1
Biological process (GO): carbohydrate metabolic process
Cellular component (GO): cytosol
Molecular function (GO): phosphoglucomutase activity; magnesium ion binding
Source: RefSeq, a predicted model, not a curated record